UUGAGAAGGAGUCGAUGAGAGAGGACGCGAGGUGUUCGAAUUUGAGAAUUGUACUAAGGAAAAGCGAAUGAUAUUCUCCCAAAGCUAAAUAUUUGUAUUUACAUUAUUUUAAAUGUACUUUUCAAGUUGUCCGUUACAAAGCAAUAGUAAAAUGUUGUUGACAGAGAGGCUCGCUCACAGAGACCUUGUUGUUCCGGUGGUCAGUAGAAAGUGAAAGUAAAAGUAUCCAAGUACCUUACCUUACUUGGUAACGUUAACCUGCUGCACGAAAACAAUCAAUCACAUGUAUUUAUAAAGCCACUUUUACAUCAGCCAGCAAAGACGAUGGAUAAGCACAAUUGAGAUACUGCUGUAACUCUAUCUAUUGGCCAUGGCUCAUUUAAAAACAUAUGGGCUGGUCCUUCUCUAUGACCUAGUGCUGUGGGGGGCACUGUGGACAGGGUUAGUGCUACUUGAGUUCUCCAGUAGUGGAGGACUGGUGGGGUUAUGGGCCUUUGGAGCCCUAAGGGGGGCAUUGCACCACUCAAUCACCCUGGUGCUUUCUGAAAGAAAGCCACAGCCAGUGCUGAGGAGAUGGGUGGCAGUGCUCUGCCUCUUACCUCCUGUGUUUGAAAGUGGACGUAUGGUCAUGGUGCCGGCAUCGACUGCCGACGACCUGGGUCUGGUGCCUGGCCCAAGCAUGGUGGUCUUGGCCCUGGUAUCCUCCACUGUGGCCUGCCUGGCAUGGGAGCAGGGCUUCCCUGAUGAUGGAGGGAACCAAGGGAAGGAGAAGAAGAAGAAACAGGAGGCCAGGGCACAGUUGAUGAGGGUGGUGCGAUACUGCAAACCAGACACCCUCUACCUGGCUGCAGCCUUCCUCUUCCUCAGCAUGGCUGUCAUCUGUGAGACGUUUAUCCCUUACUACCAGGGGAAGGUCAUUGAUACACUGAGUGGUCAGUACCAGCACAACAGCUUCAUGUACGCCAUUGGAGGCAUGGGACUCGUCUCACUAGGAAGUGCUCUGUGCUCAGGCCUGCGAGGGGGCUUGUUCAUGUGUAGCCUGUCCAGACUCAACAAGAGGAUGAGACACAUGCUGUUCCACAACCUGGUACAACAGGACAUACCCUUCUUUGAGGAGAACAAACCAGGAAGCCUUGUCUCACGCCUCGGCUAUGAUGUGGACAAGAUGGGACGCUCUGUGGCUCUGAACAGUAAUGUGCUGGUGCGCAGCCUGGUGAAGACGGCUGGUAUGCUGUUCCUGAUGCUGGGCCUGUCCUGGCAGCUCACCCUGCUCACCAUGGUGGAGAUGCCCCUCCUCACCCUGCUGCAGACCAAAUAUAACACAUACAACCAGGAGUUCAUUAAGCAGCUGCAGGACUGCCAGGCCCAGAUCAAGGAGCUGGCAUCCCAGGCCAUUGGGGCGGUGAGAACGGUUCGCAGCUUCAGAGCUGAGGAGAAGGAGCUAGAUAGGUACAACCAAGCACUGGAGAGGAUGUACAAGGUCCAGGAGCACAAGGGCAUCAUCAGUGCCAUCCAUCUUUUACUGAGAAGGGUGGUGACAGUGGGCCUAAAGGUGGCCAUGCUGUUCCUGUGUCGGAGGCUCAUCUCGGCUGGCCAGCUGAGCAUUGGCAGUGUGCUGGCUUUUGUCCUCUUCCAGAAAGACAUGGUGACCAAUAUGAAGCAACUUGUGUAUGUCUUUGGAGACAUGCUGUGCACUGUCGGGGCGGCAGCCAAGGUGUUCACAUUUCUGGACAAAAAGCCAGACCAGAAAGAAGCAGGAGAGCUGGCUCCUGCAAAGCUUCAGGGGAAACUUGCUUUCCACCAUGUCAGCUUCUACUAUCCCUCACGCCAAAAUACACCCGCACUGAAGGCUGUGAGUCUGGAACUGCAUCCGGGGAAGAUGACAGCGCUCGUGGGGCCCUCUGGUGGCGGGAAGAGCUCCUGCGUCAGCCUGCUGGCGAGGUUGUAUGAGCCCAAGGAGGGCCAGGUGCUGUUGGAUGGACAGCCCCUGCACUGCUACCAGCACCAGUACCUGCAUCAGAAGAUGGCCCUGGUGUCCCAGGAACCAGUGCUCUUCUCUGGAUCUAUCAGACACAACAUAGAGUAUGGCCUUGUGGGAUGCACCCUGGAGAAGGUGAAAGAGGCUGCGAAGAGCGCCAACAUCCACGACUUUAUUUGUACGCUGGAACAGGGCUACAACACAGAUGUAGGUGAGUGUGGCGGGCAGCUGUCUUCUGGACAGAAGCAGUGCAUCGCCAUAGCCAGAGCUCUGGUUCGAGAGCCACAGGUCCUAAUUCUGGACGAGGCAACCAGCGGCAUGGACAUCAACACACAGCAUGCGGUGCAGGGCGUCCUGGCAGGUUCAGUGGGCCUGACAGUGUUGGUGGUGGCCCACCGGCUGCAGACUGUGGAGAAGGCUGACCACAUCAUCUUCAUGGAGGGCGGGGAGGUGGUUGAGCAGGGCACACACCAGGAGCUCAUGGCUAGCAAGGGGCGCUACCGUCGGCUCAAAGAGAAACUCUUUGAGGACUGAUUAGGAAUCACACAGCUGUCGGAGAGAGAGACAGAGAGACCCACACAGAAUACUUCCAUUUAUGAAAAGUGAAAAUGUUUAUUGAACUGCACACUCUAUCAUGAGGCAUGUUUCCAUAGACACAGGUUUAUUCGACAAAAGCAAUGUCGCAAAAAAUAAUCUUUGUUGGUCUGACGUCAUUACGUAAUCGACACAACUACAUGGUUGUUAAAAAACGACCAACUAAGCAUAUCCAAAAUUAACCGUGUGUAUCUAUGGUUAAAUGGAUACGCGCCCUAAGCAGGCAAUUGUCGCAUCUAUUCUCUAUUCAAACUUUCUAAAUGUCGACAACAACAAAAGAAUCACCGGGCAAGUUAAUAGAAACAUAGCUAAUGAAACUCAAUGAUCAGACCUGAAUAUGACGCAUGUUAAUAGUUUUUUUUACUGCAAGAAAUCCGCAUAUAUCUAUUUUCCUUGCUUUGAUUUACAAUCAAAUAAAAAUUUGAUGUUUUUUUCAGUGGCACUGAAAUGUUAAAAUUAAAGAACAAGUUUGUGAACACUAAAAAUUAGUUUAAAAAAUGUAUAUAUAUAUAUAUAAUAAACAUCUUUGAAAAUGA
Oncorhynchus keta (chum salmon) is the source of this 3108-nucleotide messenger RNA. It is a transcript of the gene tap2t, whose product is annotated as transporter associated with antigen processing, subunit type t, teleost specific. Gene Ontology annotation, molecular function: ABC-type oligopeptide transporter activity; ATP binding; ATP hydrolysis activity. Gene Ontology annotation, cellular component: membrane. Gene Ontology annotation, biological process: transmembrane transport. The record is from RefSeq and is a predicted model, not a curated record. NCBI's taxonomy places the organism in Eukaryota, Metazoa, Chordata, Actinopteri, Salmoniformes, Salmonidae. The transcript is spliced from 12 exons. The coding region runs from base 371 to 2512 and encodes 713 amino acids.